GGUGUGAUUGGCCUUACUUUUAGUCCAGGUCAUUCAUUCAGCAAAGACAAAGACUUUCAUCACCAUCAAAGUGCAUUCCUUUGUCUUUGUUUUAAUUUGUAUUUAUCAUCAACUAAAUGUAAGGACCAACUUUAUUCUAACCAUGGCUUCCCCUUUGCUUCCCUUGCUCUUCCUUUCAAUGAUUCUGUUACCCUUUCAACUCAUCAGUGUUGUAGCCCAAACCAAAACCAACUUGGUUAUUGGUGAUUCUCAUACUGCAGGAAAAGACUCAGCCCCAUGGUUGGUUUCAUCACCUUCUGGUGACUUUUCCUUUGGUUUCCUCCCACUUGAGGACUCUACUGAUCAUUUCAUACUUUGCAUUUGGUAUGCAAAGAUUCAAACCAAGACCAUAGUUUGGUUUGCUAAUAGGGACAAGCCUGCACCAAAGAACACAAAGGUGGAGCUUACAGCUAAUGAUGGGUUGGUGCUCACUGCCCCAAAUGGUGACCGGUUAUGGAAUACUGUUACCAGUUCUAGAGUUUCUGGGGGUUCUUUUAAUGACACUGGCAACUUAGUGCUUCAGGAUGGUGAUUCCAACACUGCAUGGGAGAGUUUCAAGGAUUAUAGGAACACCUUGCUGCCCUAUCAGACUCUGGAAAGGGGUCAAAAGCUUUCUUCUAUGCUUAGGGAGAAUGAUUUCAACAGGGGCAGGUUUGAGCUAUUUUUCCAAAAUGAUGGUAAUCUUGUGAUGCACUCUAUAAAUUUACCAUCUGGGUAUUCUAAUGAAAACUACUAUGAAAGUGGAACCGUCGAGUCCAACACUUCUGGUGCUGGGACACAAUUGGUGUUUGAUAGCUCAGGAGAUAUGUAUAUUGUGAGAGCGAACAAUGGAAGGUAUAAUUUGUCAGAAGAUGGUGCUGGGGUUUCUACCACUCUAUUUUACCUUAGAGCAAUUCUUGAUUUUGAUGGGGUGUUCACACUCUAUCGAUAUCCUAAGGGUUCUUCUGACCGUGGAGGUUGGACCCCAGUGUGGUCUCAUCCAGAUAAUAUCUGUAAGAACUAUCUUGCUGGUGCGAGUAGUGGUGUUUGUGGAUAUAAUAGCAUAUGCAGUUUAAGAGAUGAUAAGAAACCAACUUGUCAGUGUCCAAAAUGGUACGUGUUGACUGACCCUAAGGAUCCCUACGGUAACUGCAAACCAGAUUUUGUACAAGAAUGUUUUGAAGAUGAUCUUAGUAACAGAAAGAAUCAAUAUGAUUUUGAGGUGUUGACAGAUACUGAUUGGCCUCUUUCAGAUUAUGAGCUUCAAAGACCCUUUAAUGAAGACCAAUGCAAACAAUCUUGUAUGGAAGAUUGUAUGUGUUCUGUUGCCAUUUUCAGGCUAGGUGACAGCUGCUGGAAGAAGAAGCUGCCACUUUCAAAUGGUAGAGUUGAUCCCACGCUUAAUGGUGGAAAGGCCUUCAUGAAAGUGAGGAAGGACAAUUCCUCCUUGAUUAGUCCUCCAACAAUCAUUGUGAAGAACAAUAGGAAUACUUUGAUUUUGAUUUUGUCAGUGCUUUUGGGCAGUUCUGCUUUCCUCAAUCUAAUAUUGGUCUUUGCAAUCUGCUUGAGCACUUCCUACGUUUUCCAGUAUAAGAAGAGGCUUAGAAGAGCUGGAAAAACUGACACUACUGUGGAGACCAACUUGCGUUGCUUCACUUAUGAGGAACUUGAAGAAGCCACUGAUGGCUUUGACAAAGUUCUAGGGAAGGGAGCUUUUGGCGUUGUGUAUGAAGGAGUCGUCAACAUAGGUUCUGUUACUCGUGUGGCUGUGAAACGAUUGAACACUUUUCUCUUGGAAGAGGUUCAGAAGGAAUUCAAGAAUGAACUGAAUGUCAUUGGCCUCACACAUCACAAGAACUUGGUUCGUAUACUUGGAUUUUGUGAGACUGAAUCAGAAAGGAUACUUGUUUAUGAGUACAUGAGCAAUGGCACUUUAGCAAGUCUUCUUUUUAAUGUCGAGAAACCAAGUUGGAAACUGAGGCUACAAAUUGCAUCUGGGGUUGCUAGAGGACUUCUAUAUCUGCAUGAAGAGUGCAUCACACAGAUCAUCCAUUGUGACAUAAAGCCUCAGAACAUACUCCUUGAUGAUUACUAUGUUGCAAGAAUAUCAGACUUUGGAUUGGCCAAGCUUUUGAACAUGAACCAGAGCAGAACCAACACUGCAAUAAGGGGAACAAAAGGGUAUGUUGCACUUGAAUGGUUCAAAAACAUGCCAAUCACGGCUAAAGUGGAUGUCUAUAGUUAUGGGGUGCUGUUGCUUGAGAUAGUUUCAUGCAGAAAAAGUGUGGAAUUUGAGUUAGAAGAUGAAUCCAAAGCAAUCCUAAGUGAAUGGGCUUAUGAGUGCUACUCUGAAGGUACUCUUCAUGCCUUGGUUGAGGAUGAUAAAGAGGCAUUGGAUGACAUGAAGACAGUGGAGAAGUUGGUGAUGAUUGCCCUUUGGUGUGUGCAAGAGGAUCCUGGUUUUAGACCAACAAUGAGAAAUGUGACACAGAUGCUUGAAGGUGUUGUUGAAGUGCAAGUGCCACCAUGCCCCUCACAAAUCAGUGUUCAAUAUUCCCUAAACCUAGUCAUGGUUUCAUCUCUAUUUGCCUUUCUUCUUUGCUCAAUGGUGCUGCUAAACAUUUUUGUUGUAGCCCAAACCAGAAGCAGUAAAAUCAUUGAUCAGUCUCUUCUGAAAGAAACCAUCAAAGCCUCAUGGGUAGUUUCAUCUUCUGGUGAGAUAAACCAAACCAGAAGAAACAUAACUGUUGGUGAUUCACUUUUUGCAGAAACAACUAGCAGCAACUCCUCAACGUGGGUGGUUUCACCUCUUGGCCACUUUGCCUUUGGGUUUCUUCCAGUUGAGGACACUGACCAUUUCUUACUUUCCAUUUGGUAUGCUAAGAUUCCUGGCAAGACUGUAGUUUGGUAUGCCAAUGGAGACACUCCUGCUCCAAAGGGGUCAAAGGUUGAACUCACUGGUGAUGAUGGAUUAGUCCUCACUGCCCCAAAUGGUGAUCUGUUAUGGAAAACUAAGACCCUUAGUGGUAAAGUUCAUCACGGGUUUUUAAAGGACAACGGAAACUUUGUUCUUGUGAAUGAAAAUCAUCAAGGUGUGUGGGAGACGUUUAAGCAUCCAAGGGACACGUUGUUGCCCACACAAACUCUAGAAAAAGGUGAGAAGCUUUCAUCAAGAUUUGUAGAGUUAAAUUACUCAGAAGGAAGGUUUGAGAUGAUGCUUCAAAUGGAUGGUAUUCUUUCCAUUCAUGCUUUAAACCCGCCAUCUGGGUAUGCCAAUGAAAACUACUACGAAAGUAGGACUGAAGAGUCCAACACCUCAAGUCCUGGAAUUCGUUUGGUGUUUGAACCAUCAGGGUACGUGUAUGUUUUGAGGAAGAACAGUGAGAAAUACAACUUGUCAACAUGGAGUGGAGCCUCUACUACUGAUGAAUCUUACUUCAGAGCAACUCUUAAUUUUGAUGGUGUGUUUACACUCUAUCAACAUUCAAAGAGUUCGUUUGGGAGUGAUGGAUGGAGUGCUGUUUGGUCUCAGCCAGAUAACAUCUGUCUCAGCAGGCUUGCCACUGAAGGUAGUGGUGUUUGCGGGUUCAAUAGUGUGUGUACGUUGGGAAGUAAUCAAAGGCCAAGUUGUCAAUGCCCAAAAUGGUACUCUUUGGUUGACCCUAAUGACCCCUAUGGUAGCUGCAAGCCAGAUUUCAUACAAGGAUGUGCAGAAGAUGAACUCAUUGGAAAAGCAGAUGCAGCUGGAUAUGAUUUUGAGGUGUUGGUAAAUACAGAUUGGCCUCUUUCAGAUUAUGUGCUUCUUAAACCCUUUACUGAAGAACAAUGUGAACAGUCAUGUUUGGAAGAUUGUAUGUGUGCAGUUGCCAUCUACAAAUCAGGUAGUGAUUGCUUCAAGAAGAAGUUGCCUCUUUCAAAUGGUAGAGUUGAUGUUGGACUUAAUGGUGCAAAGACUUUCAUCAAAGUGAGGAAAGAUAAUUCCUCUUUGAUUGUUCCACAAGUGAAAGUGAAUGAGAAUAGUAAGAGCUCUUUGAGUUUGGUUGCUUGGGUACUUUUUGGAAGCUCUUCAUUUCUCAAUGUCAUAUUUAUUGGAGCCUUAUGCAUGUGCUUUUUCUACAUCUUUCAGUACAAGAAGAAGCUUAGAGGAAUCGGCAAAAGUGCCAAUGCCCUUGAAACUAACUUGCGUUGCUUCUGUUAUGAGGAGCUUGAAAGAGCUACAAAUGGUUUCCAGAAAGAGUUAGGAAGAGGGUCUUUUGGUGUUGUCUAUGAAGGAGUCAUAAACAUAGGCUCAGCAAUUCCAAUAGCAGUGAAAAAGCUGAACACUUUGCUUUUCCAACAGGUUGAGAUGGAGUUCAAGAACGAGUUACAUGUCAUUGGUCUCACUCAUCACAAGAACUUGGUGCGGUUGAUAGGCUAUUGUGAGGCAGAAAAAGAAAGAUUGUUGGUUUAUGAGUACAUGAGCAAUGGCACUUUGGCAAGUCUUAUUUUCAGUGAGGUGAAACCUGAGUGGAAACUAAGGUUAGAGAUUGCAUCUGGGGUUGCUAGAGGACUUGCAUAUUUGCAUGAAGAGUGCAUCACUCAGAUUAUCCACUGUGACAUAAAGCCACAAAACAUACUCAUUGAUGAGUACUAUAAGGCCAGAAUUUCUGACUUUGGAUUGGCCAAGCUCUUGAAGAUGAACCAAAGCAGAACCAACACUGCCAUAAGGGGAACAAAGGGGUAUGUGGCAGUAGAAUGGUUUAAAAACAUGCCUAUCACAGCUAAAGUGGAUGUCUAUAGUUAUGGUGUGUUGUUGCUUGAGAUCAUUUGCUGCAGAAGAAAUGUAGAAAUGGAUCUAGAAGAGGAAGAGAAGGUUAUACUAAUUGAUUGGGCUUGUGAUUGCUAUUCAAGAGGUACUUUUGAUCACUUGGUUAAAGAUGACAAGGAGGCAUUGGAUGACAAAAAGAACAUGAUGAAGUUGGUGAUGAUUUCCAUUUGGUGCAUUCAAGAGGAUCCAAUUCUUAGACCAACCAUGAGAAAAGUGACACAGAUGCUUGAAGGUAUUGUAGAAGUCGAACCUCCACCAUUCCCCUCACAAUUUAGUAGAGAUUCUCAAAAUCUGUGACUUCUUCAUGUAACCUCAAGAAACACUAGAAUAAAACAUC
Vigna radiata var. radiata (mung bean) is the source of this 5162-nucleotide messenger RNA. RefSeq lists its product as uncharacterized. NCBI's taxonomy places the organism in Eukaryota, Viridiplantae, Streptophyta, Magnoliopsida, Fabales, Fabaceae. The coding region runs from base 143 to 5122 and encodes 1659 amino acids. Gene Ontology annotation, molecular function: ATP binding; protein kinase activity. The transcript has 2 exons. Gene Ontology annotation, biological process: protein phosphorylation. The record is from RefSeq and is a predicted model, not a curated record.